AUGUAUAAGUCACGGAGCUUGUUGUCGGUGCUGUUUACGUUGUUGGUCGUUUGUCUGGCGUUUGUCUCUGCAGCUCCCCAGCGGAGCAACAACAACAACAACAACAACAACAACAACAAUAACGGAAACGGAAAUGGUAACAAUGGAAACAGACAGGGCGGCGGUGGUCAGAAGCUCACUCCACAGCAAAAGGCAGCCCAGGUGCCCGGCGGUAUCUCUAACGCCACAGACGGCUCUACAACGCUGGACAUGACGGUCAACAUCAACAACCUCCCCAUCCGCUUCAGGGUCAGCGCUCCCGCCGACCAGUUCAAGAGCGCGUCGGGUGUCCCGGGUGCGCAAGCCCCCGCCAACAGCCAGGGCGCCAUCGGCAUGAACGUGCUGCUGCACGGCGAUGGCGGGCAGUCCUUCUUCGACUUCCCCAACCAGGGCGUCAACAACAACCUCAUGGGCGUCGCCGUGCUCGCGCCCGACGAGAACCUCAAAUGGGGCAGCGCGGACCAGGGCCGCGUGCAGCGGCCCAACGGCCUGGAGCACUCGCAGGCCGUCAACGACCUCGUGACCAACGUCCUGCCGCAGGUGGUCGCCUUUGACCAGUCCAACGUCUUCUUCACCGGCGUCAGCGGCGGCUCGCUGACCCUGUCCGGCUUCUUCAUGCCCGCCUUCCUCGGCAACUUCACCAACGCGGGCGUGCUGCUCUCGUGUGGCGGGCUGGAGCCGCAGGUGCCGUUCACGGACCAGUCGGCCGCGGCGCUGACCAACACGCGCAUCCACUUCCAGUCGACGCAGGACGAGCUGCAGAGCCUGCAGAAGCUGAUCCCGGAGGCGGUGAGCGCGUACGAGCAGGCGGCGGCGCAGAUGGGCAUGAACGCGAACCAGAUCGACGCGCUGCAGACGGUGGACAACGAGCCCAACGGCGGGCACUGCGCGUUCGACGGCAAGGACUUUGUGAGCGGCGUGCAGACGAUGGCGGACAGCUUCGGCAACAUCAUGCUGCCCGGCGGCAACGGGCAGCUGCAGGGCACGGGCAACGUGCUGAACGGCGUGGUCGAGAACAAGAACCUGCAGUUUGCUCAAACGCAGCAGGGCGGCCAACAGGGCGGCCAACAGGGCGGCCAACAGGGUGGCCAACAGGGUGGCCAACAGGGUGGCCAACAGGGUGGGCGAGGAGGGCAGGGGCGGCAAGGGGGGCGUAAUAAUUAG
Cordyceps fumosorosea ARSEF 2679 is the source of this 1203-nucleotide messenger RNA. Its product is annotated as Cyclin-like F-box. The transcript is spliced from 2 exons. The record is from RefSeq and is a predicted model, not a curated record. Lineage: Eukaryota; Fungi; Ascomycota; Sordariomycetes; Hypocreales; Cordycipitaceae. Bases 1 to 1203 code for a protein of 400 amino acids.